This is a messenger RNA of Entelurus aequoreus (snake pipefish), 5206 nucleotides long. RefSeq names its product gastrula zinc finger protein xFG20-1-like. The transcript is spliced from 2 exons. The coding region runs from base 11 to 1309 and encodes 432 amino acids. Gene Ontology annotation, molecular function: DNA-binding transcription factor activity, RNA polymerase II-specific; RNA polymerase II cis-regulatory region sequence-specific DNA binding. NCBI's taxonomy places the organism in Eukaryota, Metazoa, Chordata, Actinopteri, Syngnathiformes, Syngnathidae. Gene Ontology annotation, biological process: regulation of transcription by RNA polymerase II. The record is from RefSeq and is a predicted model, not a curated record.
GACGUAACUGAUGCCGGAAAAUCUUCGAAGAAGAAAAGGGCGGAAGCAAGACGCAUUAGCAAGAAUGGACCCCUUUCUAUACAAGACGAGCGUACACGACGCCUGCCUGAUGGAGUAUAGUCGAGUUAAACCAUUACAAAUGUUGAAAAAAUGUGUGCAGGAUCGACUAGUGGUGGCAGCUGAUGAAAUAUUCGCGCUGUUUGAAAGAACAAUAGCGUCGUACGAGGAGGAACUCUCUCGAACAAAAAAUCAGGAGCGACAUCGACAACAACUGGAAGCUGCUCGCAAGACUCAGACAGUGUUACACAUUAAAGACUUCCAGCAGCUGUCUAGUUGUCAAGAAGAACGUCCCUUGAAGCCGCACGGGGGGAGCGCCACUUUAAAGCAGGAGGACCUAAGGCCCCCCCACAUUAAAGAGGAAGAGGAGGAACUCUGGACCACUCAAGGAGCAGAGUGUCUUCUAUGGCAGAAUGAGGCCAAUCUCCCCAACUUACCAUUGACUAUUGUCUCUGUGAAGAUCGAAGAUCAUGAAGACAAACCUCCUGAGCCCUCACAUUGUCAUCACAGUCUAAGUGAGGAGAACAAAGGAGCAGAGCCUCCCAGUAACAGCUCAACACUUAACAUGACAGGAGCUGAUGGAGACCAUCAUGAAGAGUCACAACCAGACAACCUCAUAGCUCCAGUAUCAGAUAGUGAUGAUAGAACAUCACUCUACUCUACUGUAUCUGACGAUGAAGGCGUCAACGACACUCAAGAAGUAUUGGGCACCAAUAUAGACUGCGAAGGUGAUAUAAAUACUCUCACUGACAACAAAUGCUCUAAGUACUAUAAAAAGAAGACAGGUACAACAUUUGCAAAAUAUUCAGUUUGUGCUAAAAAGAGUGAUUGGGCUCAACACUUGAGAAGGCAAGCAAGAGAAAAACCCUUUCGUUGCUCAGUCUGUGGUCAUGUAUUUUCCCACAAGUCCUCUCUAAAUUGUCACAUAAGAACACACACAGGUGAAAAACCUUUUAGCUGCUCAGUUUGUCAAAAAACAUUCUCGGUCAAAAGUAAUAUGUUGUCACACAUGAGGAUACAUGAAGGCGAAAAACCUUUUAGUUGCUCAGUUUGCGGCCAUGCAUUUACCCAGAAGUCUACCUUGAAAUGUCACAUGAGAACACACACAGGUGAAAAACCUUUUAGUUGUUCAGUUUGCCAUAAAACAUUCUCUGUAAAAAGUAAUAUGUUAACACACAUGAGAAGACAUGAAGGCGAAAACCUUUUUGUUACUCAGUCUGCAGUCAUGUAUUUGGCCAGAAGCCCACUUUAAAGUGUCACAUGAGAAUGAAACACAGGAGAAAAACCUUUCAUUUGCUCGGACUGCUGUAAAAAAUAUUCAGAAAUCGCAAGACAAGACACAGAAGAACAUUUUAAUUAUGCAGAUUGUGACAGAUUUUCUAAAAGUUAUUUUAGGUGAAGGACACAAGAACACACGCACGAAAAAAACAUUUAGUUGUCAAUUUCAUGAUAAAUGAUCCCCUAACAAAACUAAGGGUGCCCCAAUAAGAUAAUGAUGUCAGAUUUUGGUACAAGCAGCCCUGUAAUAUGUUUACCUCUGCAAAGUCCGAUAUUAGAUAAACGUCCUCCAACAACUACACAAGGCUAGUAUUUUCUUGUCAUUUAGUAAAGCAAUUUACAAUGGGUAAACAUGGUAGGUUAUAGGCUACUGGGAGUUAGCAGCUACACAACAGCUAAGCACACAAUACAACACAAGUUAGUCAUUCAUAAUAAGUGUCCUUAAUUUAACAUUAUUGUAAUUUAUAACACAUGUCAAGAUAAACAAGUAUCAAAUUGUAGUUGCAUAUUAAUAAACAUACCAAGUCUCCAAAGCAGAAGUGUAUUAGGAAGUAUCUAGUAACAAACGUGUCCACAUCAUUCAAAUUUCUGCGUCGUGAGCUUAAUUAUUGAGCUUGGUUAUUGUAGCAACUAAGUGUUGCCAAAAAGCAAAUUACGACUCCACUUCAAGUUAAAGACAUACGUCCAUUCCAAUUAACAAUAAAUAGGUUAGCGUUUUCAUUGCCUACCAUUGCUCUCUAUUUAAGUAAUUUCACUUGAUCAAACAUUUUCUAACAUUUCACACUACAAUAAUAAAUACAAGCAUUUACUAUGAUCCGGGCUAAUAUUGUAUCGGAUCAAUUUCCAUAUCGGUCAAUAUUCAAGGCUGAGAACACACCUUGGUGAAAAACCUUUGUGUUGUACAGUUUGUGGUCAAAGAUAUGCUAAUAAAACUAAUAUGCUAUGUUAGAAGACACACAACAAAAACCUUAUAGUUGUUCAAUUUGUAGAACAUGAUUCACAUCGAAAAAUAUAAUGUAAUCACCACUUUAAAAAAAUGAUUUAAUUAGUUACUCGUUACUUUCCAAAAAAGUAGCUUAAUUAUUAAGGGAAUUAUUCUUUAUUAGAUGUAAUUUAAUUAAAGUAAUUAUUGCGUUGUUGUUGUUUUUUACUUUCAUACAUCUGGUGUAUGCAGUUGAGAGAUGAUUCAUGAGAGAAGAGUGCGUGAGUGUGUGCUUUUAAAAGGCGGUGCCUGUUGCCAAGUGAAGCGUGACGUCAGCAAUGGCGCCAUCGUCUGUUUUAGCUCAGCAUUGGUAGUCUGAGUGCUCGAAGGAGAAGUGAAGAACUAAUUCCUAAAGUGAAUUUGCUGGGAUUCUAAAGGUGUCUUGUCUGCAUUAGAAGUAGCGUGCCACGUUACAUCAAACAUAUCAGUAACGGCGUUGUAACGUAGAUGGAAGUAAUAAUUAGAUUCCUCGUUACUGGAAAAAUUAUUAUGUUGCGCCUUUUUAUCAGAACACUGGUGAGCAAACCUUGGAAAACACCCCAGUAUUGUUUUUGGCAGACAUCUUAGUUUUAGUAUUUGUUUUUUGGACAAAAAUGCUUGUAUUUUGCCAUAUUUUAGUUGUUACAUAUGUGAUACUUGUAUUCAAGGUUUAGUUGACAAAAACUCAAAAAGGUUUUAAUAAUACAAGUUUUUUGUAUUUUACCAAAUUAAUUUAGGUCAAUAAAACUUCUAAAUUACUCCGGCUUCCUCCCACUGCCAAAAACAUGCACCUGGGGAUAGGUUGAUUGGCAACACUAAAUAGGCCCUAGUGUGUGAAUGUGAGUGUGAAUGUUGUCUGUCUAUCUGUGUUGGCCCUGCGAUGAGGUCGCGACUUGUCCAGGGUGUACCCCGCCUUCCGCCCGAAUGCAGCUGAGAUAGGCUCCAGCACCCCCCGCAAGCCCAAAAGGGACAAUCGGUAGAAAAUGAAUGGAUGGAAGACUUCUAAAUUGGAAUCAAGGUUGACAUGUUGUAUGAAGUUCUGCAAUUCAACCAGUCUGCCAGCAAUCAGAUUCGGUUAAAAUCCGUGAAAAAGUAUGCCGUGGCCAAUGCGGCGUAACGCUUUUAAGUGGCAAUUACAAAAACAAUCCCCUCUGGCUGAUACUUUUAUUUUUGGUGUCCUAACUGACAGAAUACGGAACCGCUGCCCUCAGUUAAUAUUAAUCACCUUCAUUACGGCAAAUCAACUAUCACAUACAAGUAGGGUUGUAACAGAUCAGUUAACUUACGAUACAAUACGAAAUACAAUACAGGGCUCAUGUUAUGAAAUACUUACAAUAUGAUUUAAAAACAUAUCGAUAUGAUAUAUAUAUAUUUUAAAAAAUUGGUAAGAUCUGUUUACCACAUGUGAUGAAAAGCAAUGUGUCUACAAUGGUUAGAGACAGUGUAUGUAAGUUUUUUCAAAAAGGAAUAAAAAGAAAUUUACCAAUCUCACUUCUUUGUUUUUUAUUAUCAUUUCUUAAACAUAAACAUUUAAAAAAUAUAUUUUUUAGUGCAAGCAAUGAACAUGCAGAUAAACCUGUUUCUGCAAUUUGCAAAUGUUGGUGCAACAUGCAGGUUUCAGCAAGCUGCAAGAAGGUGUUUAUUCUGACCAAGUAAACAAGUGUUUUUGUCAGAUGCAACACAUGUAUUUGCACAGUGAAGGGAGAACUUCUCCGACGCGUGUUCGUUUAAUCUCUAAUAACGAGUCGUUGUCAAUUUUCAGAUUCAUCAUCUUAGAUUUACUUUACAGUGUGAUUGUUUGAAGCAAAGCAAUACAAUUCCGUCAUGGCCACAAGCAGGGCAAGGGAGACAUCCUGCCAGCGUGGCUCCUUGCCAAAUGUCCGUCUUCUCCUUCUUCCCAAGGACUGAUAAACUGGUAUAAAGGGGGGUUAUGGAAUUGUCUUUGUCCCAUCUGACUCCAGUUUCCACGGUAACUGCUCCUUCGCUGAAAUUAGAAAAUUAUGUUAUGUAAUGACUGUACAGUUAAAUGUUGUUAUUAUAAUGGUAGUCAAUGGGGACUAUUUUGUCCCCAUGACACUUCACUGCGAUACAGUUUGGAAACUAACCCUACAAAAAAUACAACGAUGAAUCAAAAUUCAGGAUGACGUUGUGGCUUUUGCAGCCCUUUGAGACAUUUGUGAUUAUCCAAUCCAAUCCAAUCCAUUUUAUUUAUAUAGCACAUUUAAACAACAAAAAUGUUUCCAAAGUGCUGCACAACAAUAUUAAAAACAAUAUUCAAAUAUUAUCCUUAGCUCCACCAAUUACUGAAUAAAAACGAAACAAAAAUAAAUAAAUAUAAAACCAAUAUAAAAAUAAAUAUGAUUAAAAACGAUUUUAAAGGGUAAGACCAAUUAAAACAGUAAAUAGAAAUCUACAUUUUUAAAAAACACAGAAGACAACAGAGGACAGAGGACCACACAACUCACGUAGUGUUAAAAGCCAAAGAAUAAAAGUGGGUCUUAAAACGAGACUUAAAACACUCCACUGUGCGAGCAGUUUGAACAUGGAGGGGCAGAGUGUUCCAGAGCUGAGGGCCGACCACAGAGAAGGCUCUGUCUCCCCUGGACUUAACUCUGUUCUUGGGCACCACGAGUUGGAGCUGGCUCUCGGAUUAAGGGCUAUAUAAAUAAACUUUGAUUGAUAAAUAAUAAAUAAAUAAAAUUUGAUGAAUAAACAUUGAUUGAUUGAUUGAAUACUAAUCUUAUGAUAACUGAAUUUAGGCCAGAUACAAAUGUACCUCAGCCCUUUAACAUUUACUGUAUGGAUGAUAACUCAUGUGCCAUUUUGAUAAUUAUGUGAUACUCUGAGUUAAGGUUUAGUCCAGUGUUUCUUAACCGUAGGGCCCAUUGUUGGGCAGCAAUAUAUAUAUAU